CGCUUUCUGUCAAUUCUCGCCAAAGCACUAUGUCUACAUAGUGCUUUGGCGAGAAUUGAAUUUGAAACGCGGGGCUCUGUUGGCGCGCAGUGCACGCGUCCCCGUUAAUUUGGGAUUUUAACAUUAAGUCCUCAUAUCCAUUAUAAAGCCAACGCCUAUAUUUGAAAUCGCCGCUGAUGAAACCUAUGAAGCCAGGACACGGCGUACCCCGCGUAGAAGAAUCCACGGCGUAGGUGAAUCCUGCAUCGGCCGUCCAUGAGCAGUAGGACUGGUCCGAAUGGCUGUCAGCCACCUUUACCAGGACAAUCUGCGUCAACUUGCGAAAAUGAGGAUGUGACAAACACUGAAAAUGUGGAGAAAGAGAAAGAUUUCUGCCGGGACUUUAUAUGGGGGCAGUGUAACAAGGGUGCACAGUGCAAGUACCGCCACGAGCUUGUGUUCGAGGUUAUGAAAAAGACUUUAAAGUUCUGUCACGACUUUCAAAAUUCGGCUGGAUGUUCUCGCGAACUGUGUACAUAUCUGCACGCCACUAAGGAGGAGCAGAGUUUGUUUAAAUCUACCGGGCAACUGCCGCGGGUUUUAGCGGAGCGUCACGCCAACAUGUCUGCAGCCGCAGCUGAGACUAUCCCCCAGAUUGCAUUAUACAUACAAGAGAGUUACGCGGGCCCACCUCCGCCGCCACCGCCACCACCUUUGCCGGCUGUGUCUGCGCCGGCUAGUGUUGCCCCCGCUGCAGCGUUCCCGCGACCGCCCGUCGUGUCGGUUGCGCCAAUCGCCCCGCGUCCCGUGAUGCCUAUUGGACAACCACCGCUGCCGCCGCCGCCGCCGCCGCCACCGACGGUUCCAACUACUUCAGUUCGGCAGCAGGCGCCUGUAUUUACAGCACCCCCUCCAACGGCACCUUUUACAAUGGCCCAUCCACCUCCAUCUAUACCGGUAUAUGAUUCCAGUAAACCACCACCGCCAAUAAUGCCAGCGCACGCUCAAAUAAAAAGUAGCGAACCUACGAAAAGGAAAGCCUCGAAUGACGAUUCAAAUGUGCGAAUCAAAAUGAAAAAGGGAGAGGAUGAAACAAUUGCAGACCAGCUGUGUGAAAAUUGUGUGCAAAGGGAACUAAGGAUCGAUGCGAUAAAAAAACAAUUAGAAGCUAUUAAUGAAGAGGAGGAAUAUGGGACUCUUGAUUAUAAAAAAAAGAUUGAGGAGUACCAGAACUUGAAAGAAAUAUUGAAGUCACUAAUCAGCACUGAUUUGGUUCAAAAGUUCGUUGAAGAAAAUGUAGAGGUUGGAGAAAACUCUUACUACAUCAAGAGGUACAUCAAGGACAUAGGACAUAGGACGUGCAUAUGCACGCCACUACUUGCUUGCCUAUCGUCGCUUAUAACCGAUUUUGGUUACAAACUCAAAAUCGACUCCCUGCUCCGUUUAACUUCUGUGCCACAUACUGGAAUCUCUCAAAAUCAAUCCAAUAAUAAUACUAUAUUUGAUCAAGAACCGUUCAAUGCAGGUGUUUCAACCGUGACCAUGUUAAUUAAAUUUAUAAAUGGAUAUAUCCGUUUUCUAAAUGAAUUUUUUGCUAUAUAUUUCAGGGAAUCCCUCAAAAUCAAUCCAAUAAUACUAUAUUUGAUGAAGAACCGUCAAAUGCAGGAGCCCAUUAAAAUCAAUCCAAUAAUACAUUGUUCAAUCAAGCAGCGUUAUUUGGUCACGGCACAACAAAAGAGCUUUGAUGAAUCACUUAUUCAAGCUUUAUCUUCUUUGGCUGGAGAAAGUAAUCCUGUCAAAAUAAAACACAAUAAUAAAAAUAACGCAUCUCCUGAGAUAUUGCAAACGUUUUUGGACAUUUUACAACAAAUUAAUUCAACUGACGAAACAGCGCCUGCAGAAGUGAAUACAAGCAACAACGCAAGCUCAAAUAAUAGUAACAUAAGUGACUCCCAACAAUACUCGAAUAGGCAAGAUAUACCCGUGUCAUCAGUGAGUUCGAGUAGGUUCCCACCGCCGACUGCGCACGGAGUUGCGACAUCUCCGGCGUUCUUGCAACCUCAAGUUGCGCCCGCGCCGCCGCCUUACCAGCACUAUCAGCCAAUGCCGCCAGCAGGGCUUUACUACCCUUCACCCUUCGCAGGCGCCCACACAGCAGGUAUGCAAAUGGCUCAAGACAGCCAGGCAAUGCGAGCACACGUUCCACUUGUGAUGCCGCCCGCGCCCCCGCCGCCCGUCUCGUUCGCGCCGACCGCUGCGCCCGCGCCGCCUCCCGUACAUCAGCCCAGCCACUACGCUAUGGAACGGUACCCGCCGCCCUACUACCCCAGGCAUCAGUAGUUCUGCGCCUUACUAUAGCUGCUCAUCGUAGUCUUAAUUUUUGAAAAAGUCAUUAAGGUAGUGGAUUUGUAAAAGUAGUUCAUCUACCAAAUUAGUAUUAAGGUCGAGGCUGCAAAUAAUUCUGAGCCAUGGUACAGUCUGUUUAUAGGACUGAAAAUAAAUAGUUUUUCUAUACAUUUGUGAGUACAUACUUGAUAAAAAUGAUCUAUGAAGCAAGUGUCGUAAAUCGAAUUUGUAAUGAUCAAUUACCUGUUUCAUUCGACGUUUUGUAUAUUACAGUUGCGAGGAAAAAAUCCAAACUUACAUAAAAGUGACUGACCAUUUUUGCAGUUUGUAGGCCACGCUCUAUUUUGGUGAUUUAUUGGUGGUUAAAGGGUUAUUCACCGCCUCCGUGGCUCCGUUCGCCAAGGCUCGAAUGUUAUUUCCGGUGGACCAAAUCUAGUUAUGCUCUGCUUUUCAACUAAAUCUGGACAUUUUUAAUCAACAAUAAUGACAGUGUGAUGAAAAAAUUCAUCACACUUGCCGGUAACUAGGAUCUUGUUACAUCGAUAUAAUCCAAGACAUUAGACACGAGUGUUUUAUUUAAAAUGACCCUACUUGUGCUUUAUUUAUGAUGUCCCGAUUAAGUUAAGUUUGUACCUCACUGCAAGUUAUAUGUAUGAAGAUAUUUUGUACCUACUCAAUUAUGAGAAAUGAACGUUUAAUAUUAUCAAAUUAUUAACAAUUAUUUUUGGGACAUGUUUUAAAUACGAAAAUAUCCUCUUAAUUAUAUUUUAAACACGGGCCUUAUACAGCGAACUAUGCUGGCUGUAUGUCGGUUUACCUUUGCCCGCGAAAAAAACUCACGUCAUUUUAAGUCAUUAAGAUUUUUUUUAAUAAGUUCAUAAACAGUAAAAAUGGUCGGUUAUUUCCUAAGAACGUACUGUAGCUUAUUUUCUCUGGCAAGUGUGAUGAAAAUAGACGUAUAAAACGCGCAUGGUACAUUGAUUAUUUCACCGACAAUAUAAAAAGAUAAUUAUUUCUUGAAAACUAUUUAUUUAUCAAACAACAAUGAUUAGCACAUUUGUUAAAAAUUAAAAUCUUAAUCAUUCGAAGCGUACUGUGUAAUAUUAGUUUUUGCGUGCAUGUUUGAGAGUUGGUGAAGAGAUGGAGAGAGCUAAGAAUCAUAUUGGUCCCAUUAGGUGGUGCUACGAUCAGAAUUUUUUAACUUCAAAGGUAGGACAACGUACUUCGGGCAAGCGAGUUUUUUUAUUUUAUUUCACAACGUGACGAGCGAAUGUUUUGAACAUCGAAUUAAUGUAUGAAACGUUAUAAUUUGAAAACAGUGACAUGUAUUUUGACAUUGAUUUAAAAAAUAUUAUAUAUGAUUAAUAUUACUUUCAAAUUCAUACUAAAAAUGGUAUAUUAUUUUUAAUUAUAUUAUAAGAGUAAUAAAAUUUGUAAAGUUUAAGUGAAAAGUGUUUAUAAAGGGAAAGACAACCCUACUUUUUUAUAUGUGCGAGACUUUAAAUUAGUACAAGUAGUAAUUCGAUUUGUACAUGAAGCCCAUAUAAUAUAUUAUAAAUAUAUAAAUAUUUAUUUAGUGAUGGGCGCCUGCCAUUGCCAGAUGGGUCCUCUGUAAGGACUAUUCCACCCUAUUCCCCAUGUUUGAGUCCCCAGGUUUACUGGUGCCCCGGCAGCAUCCCCCCAUGAAACCUAACAGUCUCUUUUUACUUGAAGCCCAUGCUUUAGUUUUUAUUUUUCUUAUUCCUUCUCAGGUUAGCGCUUGUCUUAAAUCUCAUCUUCUGCUUAGUUAAGAUUUAGUCUAAGAUGGUUACAAUGUAAAAUAUAUGACGCUAAUUUAGUGAAUAUUGGUUUUGGUCAUUAAUCAAUUUCUUAUACAUUAUUUUAUUAAAUGACAUCUAACAAAUUUCAUACCAAGUACUUUUACCCGCAACAAAACGAAGACGGUAUAUUGUCGUUGAUUCUGUAAAACUAAUAUGUUUUAAUAUUUUUUUUUAAAGUGUACCUAAACUUAACGCAUGUACAAAUAACAGAACUGGCGACUGCAAUCGCGGCCUUCACAUACAUGGUUGUCAUACCGCCAAUGCGAGAGAUUUGCCUUUUCUAAUCCUGUCGGUCCUAAAUUUGUUUGUGCAUUCUAAUAAAAACAUAAAUUUAAUAACUAAUAUUGCCAUCACUUCAAGCAACAUUAUUUUGAAUAAAAGUUUUUUUAUUACAUUGACUUUUACAUUUGCGUCCCUAAAAUAAAAAUGAUAAUUUCAGAGAAUAAUUACAGAAAUAUUAGAAUCAAUUAAAUAUGUUUAGUACCUGUAUAAGAUGGAGUCUUUUGAUGCGCCGCAAAAAUGCUGUAGCUAUAUUAUGGUGUAUUGUGGUGGUAUAGAUAGUAUGUUUGAAAGGUUAAUACCCUAAAUAAUAAAGGUUAAUAUCAUCCAUCUGUAAAAAAUAAUUUUUAUGAAGACAUUUUUUUACCAAGUUGUAUAAACUUCCAAAAAAUACAUAAUUUGCAUUGUCUCGAAACAUGUAGGACAUACGAUACUCGAAAACUAGCUACAUCCUUUUGAAAAUUGUGUAUUUGCAUUGUAAAAGUCAUUUAAUUUGAAAACUUACAUUUGAUAUAAAUACUUUGUUAUUAAAUUUAUUAUUAGCAUAUUACUUAAGUUAAGAAUUUAAUUUAAUUUUAAUGUUACCUUGAUACUCAAUAAGGAAUAGUAUAUUAUUUGCUUCCUUCCUGAUUUUUUAAUAACUAUAUUACCAGCUAGGUAUAGUACUAGACCAACAAAAACCCCAUUUUUUCAAUUAAAAUUAGAUUCUGUUACCCUACUUAAUAAUAUAAUGUUUGAAUAAAUAUUCUCUGUCACUAAAUGCUGAUUCAUUGUCUAUUGAUUUACUAUAAAUAAUUACUUUCUGUAGAAAAACAAUUGUGUUCAUAUUUUUCUGACCAACAAAUAAAGUAUUCUUAA
This is a messenger RNA of Pararge aegeria (speckled wood butterfly), 5282 nucleotides long. RefSeq lists its product as uncharacterized. Gene Ontology annotation, molecular function: metal ion binding. The coding region runs from base 256 to 2319 and encodes 687 amino acids. The record is from RefSeq and is a predicted model, not a curated record. The transcript is spliced from 15 exons. Lineage: Eukaryota; Metazoa; Arthropoda; Insecta; Lepidoptera; Nymphalidae.